UGUUUGAAGUUUUCCAGCUUUCAUUGGAGUGAGAGGAGGAUGUGAAGAGCAGAGGAUCUGUUUACAUCGGGAAAAUCUUCCUUUGCUCAUUUUCAACCAGUUUUCAUCAACUUUUAACGGCUGGAAGCGACGCUGCAGCAGGAACCUCAUAUCUGAUGAUGACGACGAAGGUUUUUCGCUGCCAGGCACGGCACGGCUACGCUGUGGAGGUGUCGCCAUUCAUCCCAAACCGAUUAGCCUGCGUUGCAUCCCAGUACUACGGAAUAACUGGUUGUGGCUCUCUGUUUGUUCUGGAUCAGACAGAAACUGGGAUAGUUUUAGUGAGAAGCUGGGAGUGGGGCGAUGGACUUUUCGACGUGUCGUGGAGCGAAGCCAAUGAGCACGUCUUGGUGGCAGGAGGCGGAGACGGCAGCCUGCAGCUCUGGGACUCAGCCAAUCAGCACGCUCCGCUGAUAGUGGCUAAAGAGCACACACAGGAGGUUUACUCUGUGGACUGGAGUCAGACCAGAGGGGAGAACCUGAUCGUGUCCGGGUCCUGGGAUCACACCAUUAAAGUGUGGGAUCAGAACCUCAGCCGAUCGCUGACAACGCUCAAAGGUCACGAAGGGGUCGUCUACAGCACCAUUUGGUCUCCACACAUCCCAGGAUGCAUUGCUUCAGCCUCAGGUGAUGGGACGCUCAGAGUUUGGGAUGUGAAGGCUGCUGCAUGCCGAUUGGCUGUCCCAGCACAUAAAGCGGAGGUCCUGAGUUGUGAUUGGUGCAAAUAUGACCAGAACCUUGUGGCCACAGGUUCUGUGGACUGCAGUGUGUGUGUGUGGGACCUGAGGAACGUCCGACAACCUGUCAGUCAGCUGCUGGGACACACCUACGCCAUCCGCAGGGUCAAGUUUUCCCCGUUCAGUCAGAUGGUGCUGGCGUCCUGCUCCUACGACUUCACGGUCCGGUUCUGGGACUUUGGAAGAAGCCAGCCUCUCCUGGACACUGUGGAGCAUCAUUCAGAGUUUGUCUGUGGAUUAGACUUCAACCUACACAUCCCCCACCAGGUGGUGGACUGCUCCUGGGAUGAGAUGGUGAAGAUCUACUCGCCUGCCUGCCUCACUGCAGGAACACACUCUGCAGGACCCUAACACACACACACACAGAGGACUAUUCUGGAUGAGGUUCCUCAGGAUGGAUUUGGGCUCCUAUUGGCUGACUGAACCAGCAGUCUGGACCUCUGAGUUCAUCUGUCCCACAAACAAUAAGAAACAUGUGAAAACCAAAUAUAAUCAUAUAAUCCUCUUCUGUCCUUUUUGUAAUUAAUAAUAAUUUCUGAGGGAUGUUUCAGCACCAGAACCUCUAAACCAUUUGGUUUUAGCUGUUUUAUGUCCUUAAUAUAAAAACUACAGUAAUACUUUUCAUGACGUCCAACGUAACAUUUUGAGUUCUUAAAAAUAAAAUAAAAAUGCCAGAACUUUUUCUAGA
Girardinichthys multiradiatus is the source of this 1464-nucleotide messenger RNA. It is a transcript of the gene pex7, whose product is annotated as peroxisomal biogenesis factor 7. Gene Ontology annotation, cellular component: cytosol; peroxisomal matrix. The transcript is spliced from 11 exons. Gene Ontology annotation, biological process: protein import into peroxisome matrix. Gene Ontology annotation, molecular function: protein binding. The record is from RefSeq and is a predicted model, not a curated record. NCBI's taxonomy places the organism in Eukaryota, Metazoa, Chordata, Actinopteri, Cyprinodontiformes, Goodeidae. The coding region runs from base 156 to 1127 and encodes 323 amino acids.